This is a messenger RNA of Lineus longissimus, 1280 nucleotides long. RefSeq names its product transmembrane protein 230-like. Gene Ontology annotation, cellular component: endomembrane system. Bases 168 to 524 code for a protein of 118 amino acids. The record is from RefSeq and is a predicted model, not a curated record. The transcript is spliced from 4 exons. Lineage: Eukaryota; Metazoa; Nemertea; Pilidiophora; Heteronemertea; Lineidae.
AUCGCUGGUACCAGCCUGAUGGACCUACAUGUAGUAUAUCUUGAUAUUGAUUUGCCAUGUGGCAUGUGGACUAAAUUUGGUCAGGAUCUCGGUCAAAUACCAAAGUGCUAUGAAAUUUGAAACAUUGGUGCAUCAUUCUAUUGUAAACUUUGAUAACGAAGAGCUCCAUGCCAAAGAUGCCUACGAGGAACUAUGUCGGCUCAUCUGGGGCCAAGUACCAUAAGAUGACAAAGUCUUCUGAUGAUGGCUUUGUGGACUUACAGUUUCAGAGGCCUCCUCCUAAAGUGCCCUAUAAAGCCAUCCUCCUGGCAACAGUCCUCUUCUCACUCGGUUCUCUCCUGAUUAUACUGGGAGCACUUCUUCUCUCUGGAGUCAUUGAUGCAAAGUAUGCAGACAGAACGUGGCCUGUUUUAAUCCUUGGUCUUCUCAUGUUCAUUCCUGGUGUCUAUCAUGUACGCAUCGCUUAUUACGCAUUCAAAGGAUACUCUGGGUACUCAUUUGAGGACAUUCCUGAGUUUGACUGAAGCAGACAUUUCAAUUAAAUCAAGUAUGAGUGGGGAUUUUGUCACAUAACAAACAUCAUACCCAAUACAAGUUUGCUAUGUAGCCCUUUUUCUCAGUGCAGCUUGUCUCUGGCAAUAUCAGGGGAUUACUAAUUUGAGAACUCUACCAAAUUAUAUGCAGUCUUCUCACCCCUGUGUGAGUUGAGUAUCUGUCAGGCUUAUGGCCAUUCUGUCAGGGAGUGGAUCAAAUCAGAAUGUAUGCCAAACAGACAGCAGUUCAUUCCAGUGCAAUAUUACUUGUCAUUUAGUGUAGUUGUUGUUAAGUCUACAGUGUACAAAUGUAUAUAAUUUAUCAUAAAAAAUGUUGAAAAAUUAGAUUCAUAACACACAAGUGAAUGAGUUUGGUAAAAAUUUUGAAAUGGGUAUCAAGAAUAACCUGUGUAUGUAUUGUUUCCAAUAUUUCUUCUCCUUGAAGACAGUAAUGUACAAAAUGACUCAAUUAUCUUUCUCCAUUAUUGUCAAUGAAAAUACCAAUGUCACCAUCUCUAAAGUCUUUUCAAUCGUGUUUGGUAUUCUAUCAGCUGAGAAUCAAGAGCUGAAACUAUCUAUUUAAGUUUGAUAUUGUACUAUGCAUCUGUGUGUGAGUCAUCUCUGAUUAAGUGUUUGAAUGUAUGUUUCAUCUGUAUAUAAUAUUCACUACAUUCUAUUUAUAUUUUGUACAUAAAAUGUAUAUCUGAUAAAGCUCUCAUUAUGAAUGAAUAAAAGAUUUGAAAUUGA